This is a messenger RNA of Cavia porcellus (domestic guinea pig), 1698 nucleotides long. RefSeq names its product transmembrane protein 120B (gene Tmem120b). Lineage: Eukaryota; Metazoa; Chordata; Mammalia; Rodentia; Caviidae. Gene Ontology annotation, biological process: fat cell differentiation. Gene Ontology annotation, cellular component: nuclear inner membrane. The coding region runs from base 464 to 1249 and encodes 261 amino acids. The transcript has 12 exons. The record is from RefSeq and is a predicted model, not a curated record.
CAGGGCUGGCUCUCAUUGGUCAGCAGGAACCACGUGUUCCCAUUUGAACCAAUCAACUGCCAGGGUGCUGGUAGACUCUGAUUGGUUAUCGUGAAUCAUAUGACUACCUUGAAGGCAGGAACGUCUAGCUUCACCCAAAACCCUCUGUACUGGGAAUUGGCUGGAAGUGCACCCUGGGUGAUUGGUUCACGUAAUCAUAGUUGGUUGCUAUUCUUAUCAGAAGGAGUGGGACCUGGGAAGUUACAGACACAGAUGCUGGGUUGGGCUGACUUCCCCAAUUCCUGUCUGAUUUUUUAAGGAGACGCACAGGAUCUACAAGCAGAAGCUGGAGGAACUGACUGCCUUACAGACCUUGUGUAGCGGGUCAAUCAACAAACAGAAGAAGCGUCUCAAGGACUUGUGGCUGGAGCUCCAGAGGUACAAGCGCCAUGCAGGUUCGGAGGAGGCCGAGCUGGUCCAGCAGAUGCGUGCAUACAUCAAGGAACGGCAGAACAUCUUCUUCGACAUGGAGGCCUACCUGCCCAAGAAGAAUGGGCUCUACCUGAACCUGGUCCUCGGCAAUGUGAACGUGACCCUGCUCAGCAACCAGGCCAAAUUCGCCUAUAAGGAUGAGUAUGAGAAAUUCAAGCUCUACCUGACCAUAAUCCUGCUCCUGGGGGCUGUGGCCUGCCGCUUUGUGCUCCAUUACAGGGUGACGGACGAAGUCUUCAACUUCCUGCUGGUGUGGUACUACUGCACCCUGACCAUCCGAGAGAGCAUCCUCAUCAGCAAUGGCUCCAGAAUCAAAGGCUGGUGGGUGUCACACCAUUACGUCUCCACGUUCCUGUCAGGGGUGAUGCUGACGUGGCCUAACGGACUCAUUUAUCAGAAGUUUCGAGAUCAGUUUUUAGCGUUUUCUAUUUUCCAGAGCUGCGUGCAGUUCCUGCAGUACUACUACCAGCGGGGCUGCCUGUACAGGUUGCGGGCGCUGGGCGAGAGGAACCAUCUGGACCUCACUGUCGAAGGGUUCCAGUCCUGGAUGUGGCGGGGCCUCACCUUCCUCCUGCCGUUCCUCUUCUGUGGCCACUUCUGGCAGCUCUACAAUGCCGUCACGCUGUUUGAGCUCUCCACCCACGAGGAAUGCAGGGAAUGGCAGGUGUUCGUGCUGGCGCUCACCUUCCUCGUCCUCUUCCUGGGCAACUUCCUCACCACACUCAAGGUCGUGCACACCAAACUCCAGCAGAACAGAAACAAAACGAAGAAGCCGUAGCCCGGGUCUUCGCGCCCUAUGGAGCUCCGGGCAGGAGCAGGACUGAGAGGCUGUGAGCCUCGGACUGCACACCCGGCCCGGCUCAGAGAUCCUGGGCUUCCCGGGCAGCAACAUCUCAGGGGCCAGCACGGUGCUGGAGCGAGCGCGUCCCGCCUGACGCAGAAUGCGACGGCGCUGUCCUCGCAGUAUUAGCCCUAUUUAUGACGUAUUUAAUACCAGGUCCCCCAGCUGCUCUCAGCGGAGGCCGAGUCCCGGUCAUCUUCCUGGGUGGGGUCCAUGCCUCAGGGAGCCCCUCGGGGUGGGGUUCAGAUGUGCCUCUCUGGGUUGGAUUUCCGCUGCCCUGUUACCCACUGCAUCCUGUGUGGGACAGGUGACACCUUCUGCAUCCUGUGCCCCCCCCAAGUUGCCCCCACCCUGGGUGGGGUUAUUUAAGUUCUCAGAGAACCACA